Messenger RNA from Klebsormidium nitens, 626 nucleotides. NCBI's taxonomy places the organism in Eukaryota, Viridiplantae, Streptophyta, Klebsormidiophyceae, Klebsormidiales, Klebsormidiaceae. The record is from the annotation of a GenBank genome assembly.
AUGGCAACAGAAUCGUGGGAGCGCGCCAAGACGUGCAUUGGGUGUGGGCAAAUCAAGGAAGCGCGCGACUUCGGUGUCAAUCGCAGCAAGAAAGAUUGCUUGAGCAAGUAUUGCCGCGGGUGUGUAUCUGCGCACCAGGCAGCGAAGCGCGACAGGGAGCCAACUGACGAACCUCAAAAGUGCUGGCAGUGUGGGCUUGUCAAGCCAGCAACUGAAUUUCAUGCAAACAAGAAGAGCCCGACAGGGCGGCGCAGGGAGUGCAGCCAGUGCGUGAACGAGGUGACAAGAGAGUUGAAUGCACGGCGGCGGGAGUCUAAGGAUGGGGCGUUUGUGAGGAGCAAAAAGCGAUGCACGGCCUGUGGUGAGGAGAAGGCGGCCGAGCACUAUCAUCGGCGCAAGGGCCCGGCCGAUGGCCUCUCGUACAUGUGCAAGCCGUGUACGACCGCAUACUUUGCGCGGUGGAAGGAGCAAAGACGGGCAGCAGCCAAAGCUCUGGCUGAAGUUGAGGUUAAAAAUAAUCCAGACGUGCUUGAAGAAAAGAAGGCAUAGAGAACGGAUGAGGCAAUCAGAUGGGCGGGGGGUGCGGAAAAAGAGAAGGAGAGGUGAGAAACCAGGGGGAUGCGCCG